Molecule: messenger RNA, 1630 nt
Organism: Syzygium oleosum
Lineage: Eukaryota; Viridiplantae; Streptophyta; Magnoliopsida; Myrtales; Myrtaceae
Product: UDP-D-apiose/UDP-D-xylose synthase 2
Exons: 9
Coding region: 129-1289 (386 amino acids)
Molecular function (GO): carboxy-lyase activity
Source: RefSeq, a predicted model, not a curated record
AGAGCCGCGUCGGUCCUCACCCUCCAUUACCAUCAUCAUCAACGCUUCCCCCCAUUUCUGCAUUCCUAGAUUCUCUAGAGAGAGAGAGGGAGAGAAGAGAGAGGAGAGAGAGAGAGAGAGCAGCGGCAAUGGCGAGAGUAGAUCUGGACGGCCGGCCGAUCGCGCCGCUGACCAUAUGCAUGAUCGGCGCCGGGGGCUUCAUCGGUUCCCAUCUGUGCGAGAAGCUGAUGGCGGAGACGCCGCACAAGGUGCUCGCCCUCGACGUCUACGGCGACAAGAUCAGGCACCUCCUCGAGCCGGAAUCCCUCCCCUGGGCCGGCCGCAUCCAGUUCCACCGCAUCAACAUCAAGCACGACUCCCGCCUCGAAGGCCUCAUCAAAAUGGCAGAUCUGACGAUCAACCUCGCCGCGAUCUGUACUCCCGCCGAUUACAACACUCGGCCUCUCGACACGAUCUACAGUAACUUCAUCGACGCGCUGCCUGUGGUCAAGUACUGUUCGGAGAACAACAAGCGACUCAUUCACUUUUCGACCUGUGAAGUGUAUGGGAAAACGAUUGGUAGCUUCCUUCCCAAAGAUAGCCCACUUCGUGAGGACCCUGCAUAUUAUGUUCUCAAGGAAGAUGCUUCCCCCUGCAUUUUUGGCCCAAUUGAAAAGCAGAGGUGGUCCUAUGCAUGUGCAAAACAAUUGAUUGAGAGGUUGAUUUAUGCCGAAGGAGCAGAAAAUGGUCUUGAGUUCACUAUAGUGAGGCCUUUUAACUGGAUAGGACCCAGGAUGGAUUUUAUACCUGGCAUUGAUGGUCCAAGUGAGGGUGUACCCAGGGUUUUGGCAUGCUUUAGUAAUGCUCUACUACGUCAUGAGCAACUCAAACUUGUAGAUGGUGGCCAGUCACAGAGAACUUUUAUUUACAUAAAGGAUGCCAUUGAAGCUGUUCUUCUUACGAUCGAAAACCCGGAGAGGGCUAAUGGGCACAUUUUUAAUGUGGGUAACCCGAACAACGAAGUAACAGUUAGGCAGCUUGCUGAAAUGAUGACUCAGAUCUACUCAAAGGUCAGUGGGGAGGCAGCUUUGGAUGUACCUACCAUUGACGUUAGUUCCAAAGAGUUUUACGGCGAGGGUUAUGACGAUAGUGACAAGAGAAUCCCGGACAUGACCAUCAUUAAUAGGCAAUUGGGUUGGAAUCCGAAAACAUCCCUCUGGGACUUGCUAGAAGCCACGCUUACUUAUCAACACAGGACAUACGCUGAGGCCAUCAAAAAGGCCAUGUCAAGGCCAGUUGCGUCCAGCUGAUUUAGUCGAAAAACUGGGUUCUCGUGUUGGAUGCUGGCUGUUGCAGGCGUUUCAAUUCUUUGUAAGGUUUUAGUUUGUCCAAAUGGGUUGGUUUUUGUAUACGUUGGUUUUUCUCUCUCCCAUAUCGGUAGUCAAGUGCUCGGGGAAUGUUGUCUCUGCAAAAUCUAGUAGACAUUCGAGGGAUCUGUAUCUUAGCGAUGUAAUUCGUAAGUCAAUCUUAAGCUACAGUUGGGAUGCAGAGCAUGCAACGAAAGCAAUCUGCUCCGGGGGUUUGAUUGCCGUGCCCCUAUUUUAAUUUAUUUUUUCCCAAGGGCAUUCUAUAUAACUUUGUUUAAGCUGUA